Messenger RNA from Lytechinus variegatus (green sea urchin), 3359 nucleotides. Its product is annotated as F-box only protein 32-like. The transcript is spliced from 9 exons. The coding region runs from base 394 to 1407 and encodes 337 amino acids. Gene Ontology annotation, biological process: protein ubiquitination. Lineage: Eukaryota; Metazoa; Echinodermata; Echinoidea; Temnopleuroida; Toxopneustidae. Gene Ontology annotation, cellular component: SCF ubiquitin ligase complex; nucleus; cytoplasm. The record is from RefSeq and is a predicted model, not a curated record. Gene Ontology annotation, molecular function: protein binding.
AAUAUUUUCAGUUGUGAUCUAGACGUUAAGGCUUAAACCAGCAUAUCACUCGUCGCUUUAGUCGUGGAUAGUAUGCACAGAUCGACUCCAGAGUGGAAACUGGUCAAAAUUGUAUAAAAAAAUAAUAUUUCAUAUAUAUCGUUUAGUGGUAUGCCUACGGGUUAACUGACUUUGCACGUACAACAGGUUGCUGGAUUGCAUGCACUGAGUUUUAUUAAUUGGGCCACAUAAUGUAUCACUCUGGAGAGAGCCUCUCCAUUUGAUUACUUUAAUUCUACAGCGUAUUUAUAUAAAAACUUAGAUUAUUAAAAUCAAGCUUUACAAAGAUUUCAUCGUGAAGUAGCUAAAAGACUGGAUAUUCGGUGCUCGGAUUUUUAUUUGAAUGAAUGCAAAAUGAUAGGAGGACGCAAGGUUAUGCUUCUUGUAAAGAACUGGCAGCUGGCCUCGGAGGUGGAUCACUCCGCCAAAGAAUGGGAUGCCAGCCAAGAUGGUGAUCUUACAGCUUCACCUUUCUGGAAGAGCACCAAGCGACCAACAUUCCGAAAGCUUUCUCAGUAUGUCUUUCUACCCAAAGGAGCAGGCAGAGAGAGAUCUCAAUACUUCACGAUUGGUGAGAUACUGUUAAAGCUUGACUUCUGUUCAGCCCUCCAUCAACUCAGUAGAUUCCAGUAUGUUUGCAGGUUUGUGGAAUUAGUCAUCCAGAACCACUAUUCAUCCCUCAGCGGAUCAGCUAUGAAAUCUCUCUUUGGCAUUGUAGAAGAAGCCGUCAAUGUUGCCAUGGAGACCAAGUACAAUGUCAACCAGGUCAGGUCUAUCAUCAAAACCCUCAUCAAAGCUCUCCAGAUCAACACAAAGAGUUACAUCGGCGGCAAGGCUGGUUGGAACUGCCACUACCAUAUCGCCCAUGUCUGGCUGAAUCAGCUUAAUAAUGUCCAGUAUGAAGAGAGACAAGAUGACGGCAAGCCAGUCCUGACCGAUCUCCCCAACGAGUGCUUGAGGCAGAUCUUCAGGACGAUGCAAGACCAUUGUGACAUCACACACACAGGGGAAGCCAAUAAGCUCCUGCACGGGUUUUCCAAUGAAUGGAACCUAUGGAGAGACUUCUGCAGAUUCCACUUUUCAGAGGCGCAUUUGGCAGCAGCCGUCCCGAAGAACAAACCGGACUACGAGAUCGACUGGAAGAAGAUUUACAAGAAACUGAGGACGAGGCAUGGCUUGAACGAAGUGUUCGCCGAUCAGCUUCAGCUCUGCUGCCACUGCUAUUGCCUAUUUUGGGGGGGCGGGUCUCAUCCCUGCUCUAUCGACAUUCCCCUGGAGAGGGGGGAGAGGGCGCCAGAGCAUCGGAUGGCACGCAGCCGAGGGAUCUCCCCCAGACAGCUCUCGGAUAUGUUUCCCCUGCCGAGGUAGAGCAUAGGCGGUGGCUCGUCAACAUGCACCUUGUCCAUCAUGCUUUAACCUGUUGGAGACUUAAUGGUUUUGCUAUAACUCGUCAUUUCCAUAGACUCCAACCCCGAAAUAUACAGGCUCAUUCUUCUAUGGGGUAAACCGUAAUACAAGAAGAAAGAGAUGCAACGAUUUCAAUCUUGCCACUCCCUUGGAUACGAUGUUAACUAAAUAAAACUGAGAAAAAAACUCAUUACAAUGCAUGUUUGCAUGCUAAGGACCAGCUGCAAAUACUUGUGCUAGAGAAGGAGGGUACUCUGGUGAAAUGUUUUACCUGCACACUCAUAACCAGGAGAGGGUUGCAUGAAGCAAAGUGACUUUCACUGACUAAUUUGUUCUUAGCAAAUCAGAUACAAGGAUUUCAGUAGCUUAUAACAUUUUAUUUAAUGGAGAUGAAUUUGGGACAAGCCUUGGAAGACAAUAGUUAAUUGUUUUGUUGCUUUGAUAUAAAUAAGUCUUUACCAAGAAACAAAAAGGGAAAAAAACUUAUCAAGGUGACGGGUGGAUCUGUCAUGGUGAUUGGCCAUAAAAAACUUUUCACUUUAAUAUUGUAAAACUGUAUGGAUUUGCUGAAUGUGAUAAGACUUGGAUAAUAAAGGGCAUAUAUGCCCCAUUAUUCUACACACAACUCUUGCUGCAUUUUUAUAAUUCGGAGCUUUUGUCUUAUAACAUUUCACUUUGUCAUAAUACAUUGAACCCUGUAAAACAAACAAAUCUAAUGUAACAUUUGUAAAUAAGAGUUUUGUAUAUCUGCACAUAUUUAAUACAAGAGAUAUAUAUAGAUAUCCAUUUAAUGCUGAAAGGUGUGUGAAACUGCAUGUUAUUAUCGUUGUGGGUUUAGCAAUAGGCAGUAGAAUUUCAUACAACUUUGUGAAAGAAUGUUACAUGUACAUAUCAGAUGUAUAUCCAUGAAAAUGUGAUGUUUGUUACGACUGAGAAAAUGGAUUGUUGAAAUGAUUUAUCAAUCAUAAUUCAAAUUCAUACUGAUAAGCUUUGAAAAUGUACAUUUAUCAACUAUAAAAAGUUUAAAUAUCAAUUUCAUAUCAAAAUCAUAUUAAGUACUUAUUUCUUCAGUGCGAAAUUUCCAGCUUGGACAAUCAUUCAUAUAAGCUGAACAGUAGAGUAAAUAGCAAAGCAAACAUGAAAGGAAGUCUCAUGUGCCUAUUUUUGUGUAUAAUAAUAUUUUACUUGUUAUAACUAGGAAGUAUCUGAUCACUUCAAUAAUUUCAAAUGUGAGUGCUUUUACCAGUGUAAGAAUGUAUUUGAAAAGGGAAUUUCCAGAGUUUCUUGCACUCUGCGACGAGUUGGGUCUCAGAAGUCAUGUCUGAAUGUCUGUGUAUGUAUACAUAAUACAGAGUCCAGUACACGAUCUACUGUACAAGCCUAAGAGGACAGGGCUACUCUGGAGGUAUUGGGUAAUGAGAGCAACAAUGCCCCCCCCAACUUCCUACUGAUCUUGUUUGCCAAAAUUCGAAUCAAGCAUGCGGAGAAAACUAUUUCCAAGAAUAACAAUCUUUCAUGUAAUGUGAAUUAAUAUUGUAAAUUUCACAUGGAACAAUACUUUCAUAUUCACCAUCCAAUUUCACUUUUGUCACGGUUUUUAAUCAUUUGGAUCAUAAAGCUCAGUUUCUUUUCUCUUUCUCUCUAUCUCUCUCGAUUAAUUAAGUCUUUCUCACUGUUAUCAGUUAAGAAAUAUUUAUAAAUGCAUGUCAUUUCUGUUGAUAAGAAAAAAAUAUAUUUAUUUGUUUCAUUAUCUUUUAGUGCAUAAUUUAGUCGAGUAAUUAUCAGUUUUGUAUGGCUAGAUAUAGAGGUGUGCUACAGAUAGAUAAUGACCGAGUCCGACAAAAAGUUUUAGAAUCAGUGGUUAUGAAACCAUCUUUUAUGUAGAUUUCAUCCAUCAAUUAGUAUUAAUUGAU